Molecule: messenger RNA, 1811 nt
Organism: Paramecium octaurelia
Lineage: Eukaryota; Ciliophora; Oligohymenophorea; Peniculida; Parameciidae
Source: the annotation of a GenBank genome assembly
AUGUAAAAUCCAAAUCAUCCAUAAUUUCAGUUUGACAUCACAAUUCAUAAGGAUUUCUUGAAGCAAUCGAUUAUAUAAUUAUUUGAGACUCUCCCUGGAAAUAAAUAAUUGAUUUUGAGUCAGAGAGUGUUACACUUACUUAAAUUGAGCAUCGAAAACAAAUUGUUAUUGGAGAACGGAGUCAAGAAAACCCUGCAAAUUGAGACGAUAAACUAAAUAGAGAAUGACAUCACUUAGAUCUUUAUCAUCAUACCGCCUAAAUAGGAUCUCAUUAAGAAGAUAUCAAAAAUGAUCAAAACUGCAAAUGGUCCCAACAACAUCUACUAAUUGGUCUUCUGGCCUUAACGAAAUCUCAUAGCCAAGGAAUUGCUGGAACAAGAAGGAGUUUUGAGUAGCGUUAAAGUUAUGGAUUUUUCAUUUGAUCUCAUACCACUUGAUUAAGAUGUUUUGAGUUUAGAAAUGCCAGAUGCCUUUAGAGAUAUCGUGGUUGAAUAAGACCUUUCAAUUUAUACCCAUGUUGCAGAUAGUAUCAAUCGCAUAUAACUUUUGAUGGGCAAUAUUCCCAACAUAUACUGCAAAGGCGAUGGGGCCAAGAUGGUUUAUGAUAUUAUUAAAGUGGAAAGCUUAGAGUUGGAGUAGGAUCAAGACUCUUAAGAGGUAGAGUCUCUGAUUAUAUAUGAUAGAAGCAUUGACUUGAUUACUCCCAUGUUGACCUAAUUGGUUUAUGAAGGAUUAGUGGAUGAAUAGUUUGGCAUCAAUGGGAACUUAGUCAGUGUACAGAAGAAGAUAUUUGGGAAGGAAGGACAGGAGGGGGAGCAAUAUCAAACCAUAUAAAUGAACUUAGAUAAGGACCCUUUGAUUUAUAAUGUAAGAGGAUUGUAAGUGGCCUCUUUGGCCAAAUAUUUAUCUGAGCAAGCCAGACAGUAGGAGGUGGAGAAGGUGGAGUUUUAAAAGCAAUUGUAAAUCUAAAUCAAAGCGAAUUCUGGGCAAGAGGCAGCUAGGAUUAAGGCUGAGUAGGAUUCAAAUUUGAGGCGUAUUAUAUUAAUUUGUAAAUAGAUCUUAAUAUAAGUGGAAAGAUAGCAGAUAACAUUAGAACUAUCUCAUUCUACAAAAUGCUAAGUUUAGAAUAGGGAAUAAUCAAUGGAGAUAAAUCAGAUAAGGCUUUGGAUUACAUAGAGGCUAUGAUUCAAUCCGAAAUUGACUUAAAUAAAGUUGUAAGGCUGUUAACCUUAAGAACCUUAGUUGAUGGAGGAUUGAAACAGAAACCAUACGAUUAUAUGAGGAGAGAGAUUGUUCAUGUCUAUGGGUUUAAGACUAUUGCAUUCUUAAACAACUUAUUGAAAGCAGGGAUGGUCUACAAAUCUGAUCCGAAGCAACUUUUCUUUAAAUUACAGGAAUCCUUUAAAUUACUCAAUUUGAAUGUCAGAUCCGAUGAGACUGAUCCAAAAGAUCCUGCUUACACUUAUGGUGGUCACUACCCUCUGAUGUACUUAGAUUUCUAAUGAUUUAGGGCUCGUUUGACUGAAAAGAUAUUUGAUAAGGAAUCUUGGAAACCGUUCAAAGCUCAGAUGUAAUUGAUUAAUGGUUUUCAAUUAGAGCCAGAUAGACCUGUCAGAUUGAAUGUGCCUGGCAAAAAGCCAAUUGUAAUAGUAUAUAUACUUGGGGGUGUCACUUAUGGGGAGAUUGCUGCUUUGAGACUCUUGGGGAAGUAAUUUAAUAAAGAAAUAAUCGUUUGCACAACCAAUAUAACCAAUGGCACAAAGCUUAUCUCAUCAUUAAGAGAGAGAAUCUGAUAAUUUUAUAAAUACAUA